AUGGACUUAGACUAUCGGAAUCUGCUGGCACCAAAUGGGCCACACCUGAUUCCCCAAAGCGACUUUCGGUCCCCCAGUCUUCCCCGGCCGCCCCCGGGCGUUAAUUUCAUGCAACGAAGCCCGGAAUCAGGCGAGAUGGAGAAGACCCCGCCUGUCACGGGCAAGCGCCGAGGUGGAAGCCGAAAGGCCUGUAAUGAGUACGUGUCCACAUCCCCCCUGCACCGCGCUGAAGCUGAAGCCGUCGCGACAUUACCCAGUUACGAUGUGAUAUUGUACAAACUCCCGCUGCGGCAUGCUCCCGCUGCCGUAGGCUCGGGAUUGACUGCAAAGUUGAACAAUCGUUUAAACGUAUCUCCAAGCGAAGUACAAAGACGCAAUGCCGAGAUGGAGAAGGAAAUUGCAGACCUUCGUCGCCGGCUUGAAACAAAUCCUGAAGAACAUGCAGGUGAACAUCAUACUGCUGACGAGAUGUCACAAACUUCAGAAGAAGGUUUCCGUCGGCGUGAAUCUUCUGCGGUGGAUCGGUCACGCCCGGUAUCAGUACCGGCAGAGCCUCAUCCUUCCAUGUCAACACCUCUCACCAUGCAGCGGUCUGGCUCCAUUCUCUCACAGGAUGAGAAUACCCCAUGGAGACUCGAAGAUGUUACCCUAUCGCGAGCUCGCGUCGCACGACUCUUUGAACAAUACUACAACUAUUACCACCCCUUUCUUCCGCUUCUGAAUCUACCCAAACCUCCUGAGGUCUACCUUGGUCGCUGUCCUUUGCUGGCAUGGACUAUUGUUUGUGUUGCUAGUCGGCGAUCACCAUCUGACCCCGGGUUGUUGAGUGCACUGUCAGGACCUUUCAGCCGUCUACUAUGGUCAACCAUUACCAAUGUUCCUCAGGAUUACCGAGUAGUCAAGGCACUAUGUGUCUUAUGCACAUGGCCUCUCCCCACGACAAGCCAGCGGACCGAUGCAACGUUCAUGCUUAGUGGUCUGAUGAUGCAGAUUGCCAUGCAGCUGGGUUUGCACCGCCCAGUUCAGCCGGAGGAGUUCACAACAUUCCAAAUGGGGGUCCAAGGCGAAGCACUAAAAGAUCGACUGCAUACGUGGAUCAUCUGCAACAUAGUGGCCCAGAACGUUGCAACUGGUUAUGGUCAACCUCCAAGCACGAUGUACGACUGGGCUCUUGAGCCUGCGUCUUUAAAAGAUGCGGACUACCGCCUGCAGACGGACCUUGCCAUUCGACUUCGCAUUGAAAAGUUCUGUGAUCGGGUGACCAAAGCUCUUUAUAGUAGUAGGCCCGACCCUGGUGAAUUUGUUAGUGUGGAGAAACUCGUGAUCGUUCAAUUACUCGAGAGCGAACUGAGGGAGAUGGAGGUUGAGUUUGGACAAGAAAUUUCUGCGAUUAACAUGAUUCACCUGCGUGCUGCCGAGCUACAUUUCCGGUAUUUUGUUUUCCUAGGCCCCAGCCCACGGAGUGACGAUCUCACCAAGCUCUUCAUCGCAACGACUUCGUUCCUAGGACGAGUAUUGGAUCUUGAAACUGCCCCGGGCGAGCUCAUUGGACACUCAACCAACUAUAUCCUUCAAAUGAUUGUUUCCGCUGCUUUUGCUUUGAUGAAGCUGUUGAAGAGCAGCUUUAACAGACACAUUGACUUCAAUCAUGGCAAGCUGUUGUUCAAUGGCGCCAUCUCGGCCAUCCGCCGAAUUAGCGUUAUGGACCAUGACCGCCCUAUUCGCCUUGCUGAUAUUCUCGCUCAGAUGUGGAAUGCGACUGGCCCAGAGCCAGCUGGGGAAGACGGUCUUCAGCUAAAAAUUCGUUGUAGAAUGAGCAUGAGCCAUGUCUAUGAUACUGUAUGGCGCUGGCGACAACGAUUCCGGCCAGUGAAGAGUAUCGAAGAAAUGCAAGCGGCGGCUGCUGCGGCCAAUAUAGACAUCACCACAACAGCCGGACCCAUGCGGCAACAAGACAUCUCCCUCGAGGACCCGUCCUUGUUGUUACCGACUCAAUUUGAUGAAAGCGGCGCAUUUUUCACCGAGGCUGGUUUCUCUGAAGUUUUCGACUCUCUUAACUGGGUUUUUGAGGGCAUCCCGGAUUCAUUCGUCGCACCGCCGAUUUUAUAA
This is a messenger RNA of Penicillium odoratum, 2109 nucleotides long. Its product is annotated as transcription factor domain-containing protein. Gene Ontology annotation, cellular component: nucleus. Gene Ontology annotation, biological process: DNA-templated transcription; regulation of DNA-templated transcription. Lineage: Eukaryota; Fungi; Ascomycota; Eurotiomycetes; Eurotiales; Aspergillaceae. Gene Ontology annotation, molecular function: DNA-binding transcription factor activity, RNA polymerase II-specific; transcription cis-regulatory region binding; zinc ion binding. The record is from RefSeq and is a predicted model, not a curated record. The transcript is spliced from 7 exons. The coding region runs from base 1 to 2109 and encodes 702 amino acids.